Branchiostoma floridae (Florida lancelet) is the source of this 1212-nucleotide messenger RNA. RefSeq names its product 39S ribosomal protein L12, mitochondrial-like. Lineage: Eukaryota; Metazoa; Chordata; Leptocardii; Amphioxiformes; Branchiostomatidae. Gene Ontology annotation, molecular function: structural constituent of ribosome. The record is from RefSeq and is a predicted model, not a curated record. Gene Ontology annotation, cellular component: ribosome; mitochondrial large ribosomal subunit. Gene Ontology annotation, biological process: translation; mitochondrial transcription. Bases 120 to 731 code for a protein of 203 amino acids. The transcript is spliced from 5 exons.
GACAGAGACAUGUGAGAGAUGUGUUAUUUUGUUUUGUUGAAUGUUAUGAGAAUACAGCAGUUGCGUUUUUCUGUUACGAAAGCCCCCAUGUGGGUGAGUGACCUCCACAGAGCCGAAAGAUGCACGCGGUAACCCAGUGUUCACGGCUUUCCUCCCAAAUUAUCCGUUUAGGACGGUCUUUCUCAAGAUCUUCCCUCCACAGAUGCAGCCUGAGACCACAGCAGCAGAGGAGAUUACUACACGUUACCAGGACGACAUGCACGUCAACAACAGAACCACUAGCACCGCCCUUAGCUGAUGGAGAAACAAAGGAGAUCCCGCCCAAAAUCCAGAAAAUAGUAGACGACAUAGCAACCCUCACCCUCUUGGAAGUGUCUGAGCUUAAUGCCUUACUUAAAAAAACGUUCAACAUUGCGGACACACCCAUGAUGCCAAUGGGAGGUUUUGCAGCACCAGCUCCUAAGGAGGAAGAAGAAGAGGCAGCUGCAGAAGUUAAGGUGGAACAGACGGAGUUCACGGUCAAACUGGUGAAGUUUGACGAUGCCAGCAAAGUCAAACUUAUCAAGGAAAUCAAGACACACAAGGAGGGCAUGAAUCUUGUGCAGGCCAAGAAGUUUGUGGAGGCGACGACUACAGGACCUCAGGUAGUGAAGGAAGGCAUCGCCAAGGAGGAGGCAGAGACUAUAAAGGCAGCCCUGGAACCUCUGGGGGCAGUUGUACAGAUUGACUAGUCUUAGGAACAAUUUUUGAGUAUAGAGUACUUCAGGCAAAACAGUUUUCUGACAUAUGGGAGCCUGUGUUGUUCAUUUUUGUUGUCAAAAUCACAUCAUAACAUUCAGGUUUUUAGAUGGAUGGGGGAAAUUGUCAGAAAUUUAGAUGGACAGGUCCCGGAGAUAGACCUAAUACAGACACACAAAAUCAGUAUGUUGCUUGACAGUUAUGUAAGAAGAGGCAAAGAAAAAUAGUUUUUCCACUUCAAUCUGUGAUUGGUAUAAUAAUAUUAUGUAACCAGUUUGCUUGACCAUACUUGUCUCGCUAAUUAAUUAGCUUAAUAACAUUUCCAUUGUUGCUUUUUUGCAAAUAGUAUAAGGCCGCCAAAGAAGUCAAGGAGAGGUGUUAUAAUGUGAUGUAAAAUAGAGAAAGACGUACAAACAGUACCCUAUCUGAGGCAGAAGCUUUAUAAGGUACAAUGUAGACAGUUAUCUGACUUAU